Raphanus sativus (radish) is the source of this 756-nucleotide messenger RNA. Its product is annotated as NADH dehydrogenase [ubiquinone] 1 alpha subcomplex subunit 13-B. The transcript is spliced from 3 exons. NCBI's taxonomy places the organism in Eukaryota, Viridiplantae, Streptophyta, Magnoliopsida, Brassicales, Brassicaceae. Bases 74 to 505 code for a protein of 143 amino acids. The record is from RefSeq and is a predicted model, not a curated record.
UCCCUAGAAGACUGUUGUUAGCAAAAAUCGAAUCGGAUCUCAGUGAUCAGAGAGUCAAAUCGAUCGAGCGAAGAUGACGGAGGCGAUGAUAAGGAAGAAGCCGGGGAUGGCGAGCGUAAAGGAUAUGCCGCUGCUUCAGGAUGGUCCACCACCGGGUGGGUUCGCGCCGGUCCGAUACGCUCGCCGGAUAUCCAACACGGGUCCUAGCGCCAUGGCGAUUUUCCUCACCGUUUCGGGUGCCUUUGCUUGGGGAAUGUACCAGGUCGGGCAAGGAAACAAAAUCCGCAGGGCGUUGAAGGAAGAGAAAUAUGCUGCUCGUAGAGCAAUACUUCCCAUUCUUCAAGCUGAAGAAGAUGAAAGGUUUGUGUCGGAGUGGAAAAAGUAUCUGGACUACGAGGCCGAUGUAAUGAAGGAUGUUCCGGGAUGGAAAGUUGGUGAGAACGUUUACAAUUCUGGUCGUUGGAUGCCACCGGCCACUGGGGAACUCCGUCCUGAUGUCUGGUGAUCUCUUCUUAGUUUCUCUCACAAAGUCAGUCAUAUGAUGAUGAUGAUGAUGAUGAUGAAUGAAUGUUUCAGUGAGGAUUAAUAAUAUGUUAUCUUUUUCAUCGGAUAAUAUGAGAAAGAAUGAUCCAACAGACCGUUGUUCUUGGUUUUGGUUUUGCUUGAAUAUUAAUCUUUUUUGUUUCAAUUGUAAAACGAGACAACAACAAUGAGUUUCGUCAGACAUCAAAUAAAACCUUUCAGUCCGGUUUAAAA